Molecule: messenger RNA, 816 nt
Organism: Cladophialophora immunda
Lineage: Eukaryota; Fungi; Ascomycota; Eurotiomycetes; Chaetothyriales; Herpotrichiellaceae
Exons: 1
Coding region: 1-816 (271 amino acids)
Source: RefSeq, a predicted model, not a curated record
AUGUCUUCCACUCAAGGAACAAUGACAGUGACGGGAAAAUGGAUGGCUCGCCGCAAAGCUGAUGAGGCUGAGAAAGAAGCAGCGGCACAAGAGGAGCGAGCGAUGUCACAUCAAGAGGUCGAGAAACAAACUGCAGGAGUUCUAUCAGGUGGGAAAAGAGCGGGUGCCAAAGUGCAUAAUCCUCCAAGGCCAGUCUCGACACAGUCGCCUUUACCCUCGCACCAGAGCGACGUGUCUGGCCCCGACUCACCGUCUCACGACGACAAUUCUUCUACCGGGCGAUCCCUGACACUCACCAUCUCAAGGCUGGAAGAGGACCUGAGGAGUGAAAAGGAACAGCAUGCACAGUGCGAGGAGAAAUUGAAAGACGCCGAGGCCAGAAGGGACGACUUGGAGAGGGCCCUCAAAGACGCCAGGCGCGAACUCAAGGUCGCGACAGGCGCAGGCGACGAGGCCGAGUUUCGGACGCGAGAACAGAUAAGAGACCGUCUGAUGGGACAGCUGGACCAGGCUCAGGACGAAUGCGCGGCGCUGCGCAAGGCGCUGGGGCAGUCGAGAGUCAGGAUCGACGAGCUCGAGAAGGAGAACUGGGAUAUGAGACGGGAGAACCGGAAUAUGCAGAGAGAGCGCAACGCUGCGCCAAAGGAUAUUGACCCGAAGGAGAACGUGGAGAAUGAGGCUCUGCAACCGAAACCGUCGUCUCUCCCACUAUCGAAGACGAAGAGGCAGGGGGGUUAUACCGUUGGAGGUAAACUAAUCCAGUUCGCGGAGUAUGCGGCAUGUAGAAAUCAGGGGCAGGGUCGAGGGGCGAGGUAG